Messenger RNA from Schistosoma turkestanicum, 3537 nucleotides. NCBI's taxonomy places the organism in Eukaryota, Metazoa, Platyhelminthes, Trematoda, Strigeidida, Schistosomatidae. The record is from the annotation of a GenBank genome assembly.
AUGUAUAAAACUCAUUUGGAUAUAUCUAUCGAUUCAACAAGUUCAACAACAGUGAACACAACUUCAAUGAAUCCAAUGUCUACAACAACAACAACAACAAAAGUUCGUUUUAUUCCAAAUUUAUGUAAUGGUCAUUUAUUGUCAUCAAUAUCAUCAAUGAAAACCAAUUCUUCUAAUCUCUACGAUGCACCAUCUUCAUCAGCAUCCUCAACGGGGGAUUAUUCAACAUCAUCUGAAAUUAGUAAUGUAUCUCAUGCUUUGAAAAAUUUUACUAUUGGUGAUCGAGUUUUUUUAAAUAAAUCAAAACAACAUGGUACUAUUGCUUAUAUUGGUCCAACACAUUUUUCCUCUGAUGAUCUUGUCGGUGUUGUGUUGGAUUCCAGCUCUGGGAAACAUGAUGGCAGCAUAAAUGGAAUAAGAUAUUUUCAGUGUCCAGCCAAACGUGGAUUAUUUUGUCCAAUCACUGACUUAUUUCCUAUAGAUCAAAAAAAUAUUAUUUCCAAAACAAGAAUUAAAUCUAAUAAUGAUUAUGAAUUGCUCCGAAAUUUGAAAUGUCGUAUCUCUGACAAACGGGUAUCAUCCAGUUCGGUGUGUAAUCAUUUUGAUCGAUAUGACCGUAAACGUCAUUCUUUUAGACUUCCUAAAACAACAACGGAUGAUGUGUAUGCACCAGAAACUGGAAAGUUUCAAAGAUCCUUGUCUGAAAGAGUCAAAUCUACUGGAAAACUAUGGAAAGAUUCUGAAUUCAGUGAAUGCAGUCGAAUUAUUGAGCCUUAUGAUAUACAAAAGGAAAUGAAAAUUCAUCGAUGUAAUACCCUACCAGGAAAUUCAAAUUCCCAUUUAAACAAUACAUCACCAGCUAAUUUAAACUUUAUUCGAGCUGGUAGUCUUUCAAGAAUAAAACAAAAUCAUGAAUUAAAGAAAAGUAACACCAUUUCUGAAAUGACUUCAAUUUCUGCAUCGAGAUUAUAUGAUCAACGUCGAACUAAUAAUGGUUUAAAUAAUAAUAAAUUCAAAUUGUUUAACUCAAUAUAUGCACCGAAUCAAUCUUUAUUUAAUGUACAAUUUAGAAAUUCGUUAAGAUUAAUUAAAUUGAAAAAUAAAUUAAAUAAAUAUUCCACUGGACAAUUACCAAUUAAUUUUAAUGAUAAAGAUUGUAUUAAUAUGACAAAUAAUUUAUCAUUUUAUUCACAAACCAAUCAAUUUUCUAAUGAAAAUGAAUUAUUUCUUAUGAAUAAUGUAAUUAAUUGUGCACAAGAAAGAUUGAGUGAUUUACAAAAUCAAGUUUUACAAUAUCAUUCAGCGAAUGUAAAAUUAUCAAAACAAUUAACAUUUGUUAAAAUACGUCAGCAAGACAUUUUGUGUAAACUUGGUGAAAGACAAAAGGAUGAUGUAUUUGAAUCACAGCAAACAAAUCGAUUGCAAAAGCAACGAAUUCACAAUAUUAAACAAAAACUUUUUCAAGAAUAUGAAAAACUACAAAAUUUGGCACACGAUUUUCAUUCAUUGAAAAUUACUAAUGUAAAUAUCAUUUCAAAUAUUGCAAAUAAUAAUAACCAGAGUAACAGUUAUCAAACUACUCUGAACAAUUGUUAUCAGAAGAAAGAUAGUGUUGUCUUAGCAACUGUUCAUUCAUUGGAAGAAAGUAAUAACAAUACCAAAAACCCUGAUCAUAAUCACGUCCAUGGUAAAGAGAAAACAUGCAAUAACAACAGUGAUAAUCUUGAAAGUCAACUGGACAAUACUGUCAAUGUACAGGAAAUCAUAGAACUUAGAAAACAAAAACUUCUCAUUUGUGAAGCUUAUCAAUGUCAUUAUCAAAAUAUAUUUAAGAAAUUGACAAUUUAUCAACAAUUACUCAAUGACCAAAUAUGUGAAAUGCGCGAGUGUGAUAUCACUGAAGACACGUAUUCAUCUUCCCGACCAAUCAAAUCAGUUGUUCUAUCUAAUUUCGAUGACAAUACUCAUAGUUUGCAUUCAUUCAACUCAGAGUAUGACACAAAGAAAUCAUUGAAAUUUCAUAAAUCAAUUUGUAAAGAACAUGAAAUCUUAUUGAAAGAAGCUAAAAAUCAAAAUUAUAAACUUUCAAUGGAACUCAGUGUUCUUAAUGCAGAGUUAAGACAUUUGAUUAGUCGACCAGAAAGACAAUUAUUUAACUAUCUGAAACAGUUAGAAUCAUCUAAAGCUACCAAUGAUAACUUGCAUCGUACAACUCAAAAUUUAGAAGAACAAAUUGCUAGAAAUCAUAAAGAAUUAGAAGAUGCUAAAAAUAAACUCAAUAAAGAAGGUGGCAUGCACUUGACGCUCAUGCGUAUGAAUCUUCGAAUUCAUCAAUUAAAACAAAUGCAAAUUAAAGUUCACAGUCUGCAAAAUGAUCAAUGUAUAAGUAUAAAAACAAAAGAGAAGGAAUUAACGGAAGCAAUAAAUAAAAUGAAUUUAUUGUCAGAAUCCUGGGCAAAUGAAAGGCAAGCCAAGAUUGAGACGAUUCAAAAGUUACGAGAAAAUCUUAAACUUCUAUCAGAUGAAUCAUCCAAAGUUUGCAUAACGAAUAAAACAAUUCAAACUCAACAUGCUGACAGAACAAACAAUAAUAGUGUACAGAUAUCAGACACACACGAACCUCUCCUACCCUACUCAUUGUUCAGUGCUUUAUGCAAAGAGAUACGCCGUUUACAGUCUCGUUCUGUCACUCUUGUUGAAGCAUUAGACUUAUUGAGCACAGGAAGUUACAAUGCAGAAAAACUUGAACAAAUCAAAAAUUUAGUAUUUUCUUUAAACCAAACAAAAAACACAUAUACCACAAACUGGAAGAAUACGUCUCUGAAUAAUGUUGGCACUAACAUCAGAAGGAAUAUGGAUACAAGAUCAUUUAACACAGUUCGAUCUAUUAAGUUACGUAACAGUGAGACUGUAUCAGCGAACGCUCAUUCACCUAAAAGGUAUUCAGGUGUUCCCGCAGCUUCUCCUCACAGUAAACAUAUAACAAUCAGUGAUAAUCGUAGACAAAGAACUUCAUCAUGUAAGAAUUCUUCUGAUGGAAAUUUGAAAAAUUUGUCAAUACAAGAGUCCACUAAUGAAAAAACAGUCUAUCCUAACCCACCCACUGGUUUACAAAUAGAAAAAUCGGUCUCACCACUACAACAGCAACAUAAACAACGACAAGAUCCAGUUCAAGAAGAAAAGGAACAAUUUAUACAGCAGCAACAGCUAUAUUAUCACUAUAGUUUACCGAUUUCUUUCAGUCCACGUGUACAGCGCCGUCCUGUCUCAUUUUAUUUAAGUCGAAGUGUAGAUAAAUUUAUAAAUUCGCCAAUUCCAGAAGCUGAUGAAGAACAAACUGAUGAUGACGAAGAUAGCGUAGGUGAGGGGGAGGACGAAGAUGAAGAGGAGAACGAGAAGAGGAACGAAAACGUGAAAAAAGAACAAGACAACUAUAAAACGCACUAUGAUGAUCAUAUUGGAUCCUAUAACAAUGAAAUGGUUGGGGUGGAAAUAUCCAAAGAAAUGAAUACGGUAUUAAUCAGCAACCCGUCUUAA